Molecule: messenger RNA, 2469 nt
Organism: Lingula anatina
Lineage: Eukaryota; Metazoa; Brachiopoda; Lingulata; Lingulida; Lingulidae
Product: homeobox protein SIX6
Biological process (GO): regulation of transcription by RNA polymerase II
Cellular component (GO): transcription regulator complex; nucleus
Molecular function (GO): DNA-binding transcription factor activity, RNA polymerase II-specific; RNA polymerase II cis-regulatory region sequence-specific DNA binding
Source: RefSeq, a predicted model, not a curated record
UUCACGUCUUGGAGUCACUUCUGUACCUCUUUUCAUCAAACAUAAACACAGAGCCUGAAAUUCCCGACCUUUCACUAUUUUCUACGGUCUAAAAAUAUUGUAUGCGUCUUAUUACCUGCGGCAAGAAUAGCGUAUGAAACUACAACGCACCAAUCUAUUGAAAAUUGCAAACAGAAGGUCAGGCAGGAGAAAAGGGUGCUGGUCUAGCUUUUUUACCUUGUUACAAAAAUGGACUAUUAUAGUGAUUUGGAACGGAAAAGUAAAUACAUUGAUAUUUAUGAGAAAGUUAUUUAUUUGGGGUUCUAGUGAAUGCGUUAUUAUUGUUGGAGUACAAUGUCACUCGCGUCUUUACAAUGCGGCUGCUCUCUGUAUAAACUUUCACACAGUCACACGUAAAGUUACUUUAGCAGAGCUCUCGAUCUGUGCCGUUUUUAUUGGAUGAAAGGAGACGGAAAGCCGACUUGACUUAUUAUUUGCCCCCGUGCAGUAGCCAAUCGCAUCGCUUUUAAUCGCUAUUGUCAUCGAUUGAUAUUAAAGCAGUGCAUACAGAGAGGAGUGGAGCGGCUGAAAACACACAGAGGCACAAGGUGAGAGGAGUCCAAACAACCUGGUCUACUGGGGGAAAGAAGCAUGGCAGCAACGGACCACACGGCGGCCAAUUGCGGCCCCAGUCUCUCCCGCACGGCCUCGCCCUCGGGAAGCAUGUCUCCACACUCCGAUCACACACCGCCACAGCCUUUGAAUGACAGUACAGCGCAAAAAUCUGAGCCCAAUACAUCGGAAUUAAUGAACAGUAAAAAUAUGACUUUCUCGCCAGAACAGGUGGCAUGUGUGUGUGAGGCGCUGCAACAAAGUGGGAACAUAGACCGUCUGGCCAGAUUUCUAUGGUCUUUGCCGCCCAGUGAGUUACUCCGGGGGAGCGAGGCGGUCCUAAAAGCCAGGGCCAUCGUUGCUUUUCACAGGGGGAACUUCCGAGAGUUGUACGCUAUUCUAGAGAGCCAUAACUUUGACACUGUCAACCACUCCAUGUUACAACAACUUUGGUACAAAGCACAUUAUAUGGAGGCCCAAAAAAUCCGCGGACGACCUUUAGGGGCCGUAGAUAAAUACCGAUUACGGAGAAAAUACCCCCUCCCUAAAACCAUAUGGGACGGGGAAGAAACAGUAUAUUGCUUUAAAGAGAAGUCCCGUCAAGCGUUGAAGGAGUGCUAUAAACAGAACCGCUAUCCCACCCCUGACGAAAAGCGCAACUUAGCCAAAAAGACUGGUCUCACAUUAACCCAAGUUAGUAACUGGUUUAAAAACAGGCGGCAGAGAGACAGAACACCCCAACAACAUCACCAACAACAGCAACAACAGCAUCAACAACAGCAGCCACAGCAUCUGAGAGGAGAUAUGGGCCUCGGUGAAGAAAACAUGAACCUGCAUCACCCAGUUACCCACGCCAAUGGUCAUCCUGGUCCGGGACACCAUCACCACCAUCACCAUCACCAUCACCACCACGGCCAGCCGGACAUAGGGCGAGAGCUGAAUUUGUCUACGAAAAUGUUAGAGGACGCUCGGGCGAGCGCCCUGGGUGCCAUGCCCCUGAUAAAAAACGACCACGGCAUUCCACCGCACUACAUGUGCGGAGGGUUAGGCCACUCAGUUUCCUCGGUGUAACCCGCUCUGUGUGAAAACCUUGAUUAAGAGAUUUCUUAUUACACGACUUUUUUUUUCCUUCGUUGUUGAAUUUCAUUGUAGCCUUUUUGUUCGAUUAUUUCGCGUAACAAGCGGCAUAUUUUUUAACGUUUUGUAAAUUGGUCUGAGAUAUUUUAAAUGUGUCAGAAAUAUUCUGCGUCCUUGGUAUUUUUUUAAGAACUUAUUUUAAAGAAUAAUUUAAUUCAGUGUUACCAUGACGAUGAAAGUGUUUACACUAUAAAUGUCUUAAGUGUGUAAAUAAUUAGUUCUGGGAUAACAUUUAUCCUGAAAAUUCUAUUUAUAUAAUACGUGUGUUAGCUUAGAGAUAGAGAAAGAGAGUUUAGUGGAAAGGGGGGGUCAGCGGGACAAUACGUCUUAUAAAAACCAUACCAAACGUUGUCCGUUCAGAAACAAUUAUGGAGCGAAGAUGAAACAUAAUAACCAAACAAGUUUUAUGCUUAUACCUUUUUUCAUUUUUAUUCAUCUAUCCAUUUAUUAAACCUUUUUUCGUAUUACUCGUUCGGUUUUCGUGGACAGUGAUAUAUAUAAAAAAACCCACAGAGUAAAUGCUGAAUAUACGCGCUUGUAGGUUUCAUAUUCGCCCUAAUAUAGCGCAGAUAUGUAUAAAUUUACUGAUACUUGCAGGUUUCCAUAUCAGGUGCUGCAAUGCUUGGUGCUAUAAUUCAAGAAGGAACGUAGAUAGAAAAAUUGUAUAAAUUGGAUGCCAUAGCACUCUAAUUACAUUAUCUUCCUAAUCAUAGCAACUACUGCAAUUCAAAUAAAUUUUUG